This is a messenger RNA of Oncorhynchus tshawytscha (Chinook salmon), 3459 nucleotides long. RefSeq names its product leukotriene B4 receptor 1. Bases 256 to 1545 code for a protein of 429 amino acids. The transcript is spliced from 7 exons. The record is from RefSeq and is a predicted model, not a curated record. Lineage: Eukaryota; Metazoa; Chordata; Actinopteri; Salmoniformes; Salmonidae. Gene Ontology annotation, cellular component: membrane. Gene Ontology annotation, molecular function: leukotriene receptor activity; G protein-coupled peptide receptor activity. Gene Ontology annotation, biological process: neuropeptide signaling pathway; immune response.
UACACCCCCUUCCUUUAACUCAGCUACAGCCAGCAUGACAGCUCAGGGAAAACACAUAGUUUGAGAGCACGAGAGAGAGAGAGAAAGUAAGGGGUAAGGAGGUGAGAACACGUGGAGAGAAAGAGGAGUAUCGAGAAAAGAAGGAAGAAGAUAAACAUCAAGACUGUAAGAAAUGAAAUAAAGGAAGUCUCGUCAAUCCAUGCCUCUAGUCCAUCUCUUUCUCUUCCCCAGGAUUAGGACUAUUUGGUCAUCACAAUGGCCCACAACCAAAGCAUUCCCCUUCGCCUCCUGUCCAACUUCUCCCCCCCCCAAAUCAUCCCUCCAUCCCUCACAAACCCCUCCUCAUCCCUCUAUCCGUUCUCCUCCUCGACAUCCCCAUCCCUGUUCCUGUCCACCUCCAUGCACAUCCUGAACAGCACCAACACGUCUGUUUUCGGGGGAAACCAAAGCAUUGUGGGUAAUACCACCUCCACGACAGUAGGGGCUCUCAUCCUGUGUCUGGUCUUGCUGCUGGGCCUCCCCGGCAACCUCUUCAUCAUCUGGAGUAUCCUGGCGCGUGCCCGCCGCCGCUCCGUCACCACCCUCCUCAUCCUCAAUCUAGCGGUGGCCGACGGCUCACUCAUGGCGCUCACGCCCUUCUUCGUGAUCUACCUGGUCAAGAAGACCUGGGUUUUUGGCAAUAUCAUGUGCAAGAUACUCUUUUACUUGUGCCUAGCCAACAUGUACGCCUCCAUCCAGCUGAUCAUGCUGAUGAGCCUGCACAGGCUGGUGGCCGUGGUGUGGCCUAAGCGCGUCGCUGCACUUGCUGGACGGAAGGCAGUACUGCGCGGGGUGCUGGUGCUGUGGACCAUGGUGCUGGUCGCGUCCAUCCCUGCGUUGCUGUUCAGGGACGAGCGGAAGACCGUACACCCCAACGGGAAGAGCCGGGUAGUGUGUGAGUCGUUGCACAAGCAGCAGGGUCAUGUGGUGCUCCAGUACACGUUGGAAACAGUGCUGGGAUUUGUAGUUCCUUACGGGGUGAUUAUAGGCAGCUACAUCUGCAUCCUGCGGCGGAUCAGGCAGACAAGGUUCAGGAGGAGGAUCCGCAGUGAGAAUCUCAUCCUGGCCAUCGUGGUAACCUUCGGUGUCUUCUGGUUGCCCUACCAUGUCAUCAACAUUGUGCAGGUUGCUGCAGCACUUUCUCCAAAGGAUUCAACUCUAAAAGCAAGGCUUGACCCUAUUUGGCAGACCAGCCGUGCGGUCACCUCAGCCCUGGCCUUCAUCAGCAGCUGUGCCAACCCUGUCCUCUACACUUUUGUUGGCAAGUCCUACAUCAGGCGGGACGGCUUUGCCUUCAUGGCCCGCUUGUUUGAGGGCACGGCGCAGGACUCUGGGACAAGGAAGAGCCGACAGAACAGCCAGAAUAGCCGAGAGAGAGACAGGGAUGCAAAGGAGGUCGGACUGAAGGAAAAGGAGGGAGACCUAGAGUCGACAACCAGCUCCAAUGUCAUGAGUCCCGUCUGUGUGAAACCUGGCAAUGGCAAGCCGGGCCCGAUUCCGACUUAGGAAAUGAUGCCUUUCUUUUGCACAUCUUUCCUACACAUUUCUCAGUAGUUUACUUUAUGAAGGUGAGUAAUGGGCUUCGCAGGAGUGGUUCCCUUACGCGCACUGAAGAGACGUCAUUCACCUGCUGAAAACCCUCUUACUUACUGGCCAACAGAUUUUCUCGUGGAGUUUUCAUUCAAUAGAGUUUUCAGUACAUUUAUUUAGCCAUCCCUUUAAAUAUGGCAUACCUUUUAGUUUUGUUUACAGACUCAAUACAAUAUAUCGAGAGAAUCGGUUCAGAAGAUUAGGGAUCAAUUAAAGAAAGCCAUCUUAGUAUAUAUGUGCAUACUCAUCUCAGUUUCAGCACCAAGUGGUAGAUUUUAAAAUACUCUGAUCUUUUAGAUUAUUUAGGGUUCGGAAAUUAUUUUUGAAUCCUAAAAAAAGGUUUGGAGGAAGAAAAUGGGUUUGAUUCAUUCAGAAAAUUGCCACGUUCAGAUCUUUAACUCGUGGUAAUUUUGGAUGAUUAGUGAACAAAGAAUUAUAAUAGGGAAAAUAGUGUGAAAUAGUAGGCUAUACCCUCAUCUAUUUCCUGCACUAACCAUGGAACUGUGUGAUGACACAUCCAAGUAUUGCACCAUACGUUGUGUUCAAACUGUUACGUUUGGUCUGUGCUCCUCUCCAUAACGAUUGAAUUAGCUAUGUUUAAAAAAAAUAUAUAUAUAUAAGUCGUUACUAAUGAUUUUCACCAACAACCACAUGCCCGUGCGGGCGUUUACAGAGGAAGCAAAUGAAGGUUAACAAAAUAAUGUAAUUAAAUGGAACGAUAAUGUAGACUACACCAACUGAAGGGAACUAACAGUAAAUUGGCAGUUGAAUAUGUGUUAUUAGGCCUACUGACGAUUGAUGCUGAUAGUGACUAAUAUUUAACAUGAUAGAAAUAGGAAACAGAGAAGGUCGGGGUAGCCUAUAAAUCAAGACAUUCGAGAGUGCCCAUCCCAGCAAGGUAAGGCCAUACAAUUUAAAUUCUGCAAUAAACAAUUACUAUGUGUAUUUACAAUCCCCUUCUCAAAACGGAUUACUCAUUUACCUAGCUCUUAUAAAUAGAUAUGAUCAAGUUGUUAUUACAGUGCAUGGAGAAAUUGUGUUAUUUCUAUUGGAACAAAUUAAGUAGAUGCUUUUUCUACUUUGAACCGGGAGGUUUACUAGACCUUAUUCAUGGUUUCCUCACGUAAAGGUGGUAGAAUUAUUAGGAAAUUAAGUCAAGGUCAGAAUACGACGUAUCUGUAGACACUCCUCCGCCUCAGCUUCAUUUAUUCGGUCUCCACCUCGAACGAAUAGCGGAUGAAUAGCAUACUAUUCCCAUGCUUAAGUUCAAGGUUAGAAUACGCAUAGAGAGGAAAACGCAUUUUUUUUAAAGGAAUAAAGUUCCAUUUACACACGCUUAACUCUGGUCGGAAACUGGGCCAUAGUGACUGGAAGAUGAAUGAGUUGGAUGCUAUUUCAGAAGCUGUUUUGGAAGGAAUGUAGUUUCCUGUAGUUCGCAUGGUUGGCCACUAGAUAUGCAAGUCAUGUUUCCUAAUGGUUCAUGACUGACUUACUGACUGAACCAUAUCUCUGUUUUUAGAGGUGGUGAUUCAAGUUCAGUGGGUGGUGGAGUGAAUUUAGUCAAUUGUCUUUACAGUAUGCUUUGUCUGACUCUCUCUCCUUCUCUCCAUUUGUGUCAAAUCAAAUUUGAUUUGUGUGUGUGCCCGCGCAUGUGAUUUACUGCUGUAAGUACACUACAAUUACCAAAUUGUUAGAGUAAAAAGAGCACUGUAUAAUGUAAAGUGUUACCAAUAUUUGUAUACUUGUUUACCACAUUUAUUUGAUCAAAAGCAUUAAGACAUGUUGUGUUUGUGCCAGUGCAAGAAAAUUAAAAACACUUUUCUCAGAGAA